Messenger RNA from Cynara cardunculus var. scolymus (artichoke), 1218 nucleotides. Its product is annotated as receptor-like protein 19. The coding region runs from base 1 to 1218 and encodes 405 amino acids. NCBI's taxonomy places the organism in Eukaryota, Viridiplantae, Streptophyta, Magnoliopsida, Asterales, Asteraceae. The record is from RefSeq and is a predicted model, not a curated record. Gene Ontology annotation, molecular function: protein binding. The transcript has 2 exons.
AUGAGAAAACUUCAAAUUUUAGAUCUAUCGGGAAAUGAAAUCGAUGGCCAUAGUAGGGAGAUAAGAGGAAUUGAACUGUCUUACUUGGAUCUCUCCCGUAACAUCAUAACAAGGCCAUUCCCUCCAUCAAUUUGGAACAUGGACAAUCUACAAUAUUUGAAUAUGUCCAACAAUCGCUUUAGUGGAGUGAUUAAACCUGGAGAUAUGAACUUCUCUCCUUCAGUUAUAGAUAUGGGGAACAAUAGUUUUAGUGGCACCAUUUCACACGUAUGUGGUAAGGUGCCAAAUUGCUUUUCCAAAUGCCUAGAAUUGGAAGUGCUUGAUCUGGGAAACAACCGCUUAACUGGUGCAUUCCCUGACCACUUAGGACGUCUUCCAAAUCUAAAGGUUCUUGUCUUCAGAUCAAACAAGUUUCAUGGUCCCAUAGAAAGAAGCUCUUCUAUGAUCGCACACCCAUUUCCUAGUUUGAGAGUUCUUGACUUAUCUCAAAAUGAGUUUGGAGGCCAUCUCCCUGGAAAAUAUUUUCAAAAUUUUGAUGCUAUGAAGAAUGUGAUCAAGGAUGGCAAGAAUGGGUAUUUGAAUCUUUACUACUAUAACAUCUUUUACUAUAUCGUUAUUGUGGUGAAAGGUCAGCAACUCUCAUUUGAGAAAAUUUCAAAGGACUACACGAUUGUUGAUCUAUCCGGUAACAAAUUUGAAGGAGAGAUUCCAAACGAAAGAUGCACUCUUAACUCGUUGAUAGUGCUCAACUUAUCCAACAACCACCUCAAUGGUCAGAUCCCACAGACUAUAGGUAACCUCUCUGAGAUUGAAUCAUUAGACCUAUCUCGAAACCAACUAUCAGGAAAGAUUCCUCAAAGUCUUGCAGACAUCACGAGUCUUGAAGUCUUAAAUCUCUCGCAGAACCUUCUGGUGGGACGUAUUCCUGGUGGAACACAGUUGAGUACAUUCGGCACUUCAUUCGAAGGGAAUCCGGGACUAUGUGGGUUUCCGCUGCCCAAGGAGUGUAAACAUGCGAGUGCCCCACAACUUGAAGUUGAUGGAGAAGAUGAGAGUGUAUUUACAUGGAAAGUGGUGAUGUUGGGAUAUGGAUGUGGAACCCUAGUUGGAUUAUUGUUGGGAUAUUUCAUGUUGUCAACAGGGAAGCCAAAGUGGUUGAAUGCAAUUGUUGAUAAAAUAGAGCAAAUGAUCCAGAGAAGGCAAAACAAGAGAAGAUAA